Portunus trituberculatus (swimming crab) is the source of this 2792-nucleotide messenger RNA. RefSeq lists its product as uncharacterized. Bases 99 to 2528 code for a protein of 809 amino acids. The transcript is spliced from 20 exons. Lineage: Eukaryota; Metazoa; Arthropoda; Malacostraca; Decapoda; Portunidae. The record is from RefSeq and is a predicted model, not a curated record.
GCAGCUGGAAUAGUGAAAGAGGGAUUUAAAGGGCGACACUUCCUCCUCCUUGAAUAGUUGAGUCGAGAGUUGGAUGUGUAAAGGAGCUUCCCGCCGUCAUGAAGAUAAGAGCGAUAAGGAGCAGCUGGGUGUGUUUGGCGUGGGUGGCGGUGCUCGUGGGCGUGGUGGCAGCGGCGCCCUCGGAGUCAGAGAGCCUAGGGAGCGAGCAAGGGGCGCUAGAUGAUGGCUAUAUUCGUGUGCCAGGAACUGAUCGAGAUGGAAAGUUUGUCGUGUUCUUGUGGAGGAUCCCGCAGGACCCUUGCACCUCAGAUGACUCCACGCUGACGGAGGGAACCUGUUUGCCUUACAAGGACUGCAAGUUCAACAGUGGCACGACCUCAGGAUACUGUUCCAAGGGCUUCGCGGCUUGCUGUCUGCUCACGCGUACUUGCGGGGAAACGACGAGCUACAACAACACCUACUUUGUCAACCCGGGAUACACAGGCACCGACACAGGGACAGGCACGUGCACCCUCACCGUCAACCGAGUCAACAGUAACAUCUGCCAGCUGCGCCUCGACUUCAUUAACUUCGAACUGGAGCAGCCAAACGAGGACGGAGUGUGCGUGACUGACUACCUGAGUGUCUCCGGUGCCUCCUCUACCGUGCCUCAGAUCUGUGGCUCCAACUCAGGCCAGCACAUGUAUAUCGACGUGGAACCGAACAGUGGCCCGGUGCAGCUGACAGUGGAGCGCUCUACCGCCUCCACAGUGGACCGGGAGUGGAACAUCAAGGUGGCGCAGAUCCCAUGUGACUCCGAGUACAGAGCUCCGUCCGGGUGCCUCCAGUACUACACAGAGAGCACAGGCACCGUCAGUAGUUUUAAUUUCGAGAAUGCAGAGCCAGUGCCAGAAUCAGGGACGCGCCAGAUCUCUAACACGGACUACAGCGUGUGUAUAGACAUGGUCGACGGCGCCUGUGGUAUAGAGUGGACCCGCAACACCACUGGAGGCAACUACGGGUUCUCUGUCACGGAUAAUGCUGAUACUAUUGUUAUACCGCCUAAUAUUGUGGGCACCCCCGAUGCGUCCUCCACGGGGACUGACUGCACCACCGACUACGUUCUCAUCCCCGGUGGCGUGACGGACCAGGGGGUGCAAAAUGACAGGUUCUGCGGUCUCGGCUUCCCCAACAGCGUCACCUCGACCACCAAGCCUUUCAUUCUCAACGUCAAGACGGACGCUGACGAGGACGGACUGAAUGACUUCGGGAACAGAGGCUUCAAUUUAAACUAUCGCCAACUGACAAGCUGUAAGGGCGCUCACAUGGGCGGCAGUUGGUGCGGGCUGGUGGCGUGGGUGGUGGUGGUGGUGGUAGUGGGUGGAGCGGCGGCCAUGAGUGUCAUCAAUGAGGAUGAAGAAAUAAGCGUCAUCAAUGAAGAGGAGGGACGGGAAUUGAGAGAAAAGAUUGAUGGAGAGAAUGUCAAAUUACAGAGGGAAAGUGAGCGGGAGGACAGAGUGUUCCUCAUCUUCGCCAAGGUGCAGCCCGUCCAGUGCUCCACCAACGACACGCAAUUCCCCAUCGGGACUUGCCUCACUUCGCACGACUGCAAUGCAAAGGGCGGAGUGCGAUCAUCCUCCUGUGCCAGCGGUCUUGGCGUUUGCUGCAUCAUUAAAAGGACAUGCAACAGCGAAACGACGAUGAACAACACUUACUUCACGGAGCCGACCUCAGGCACCAGUACUCAGAGCUGCACCCUCAACAUCAACAGAAUCAACUCUAAUAUCUGCCAGCUCAGGCUGGACUUCGAUACGCUGACACUUGCGCAGCCAAAUAGGAACGGGCAAUGUGACAAGGAUAAAUUCUCAGUCUCUGGUGGGAUGUCCAACGUGCCUCAGAUCUGCGGUACCGCCACGGGUCAGCACAUGUAUUACGAUCUGGAUCCCAACGGCGGCGCAGUGAAGUUGCUCAUUGACCGCUCCGUUAUCAACUCGUCCCCAUCUCCCUGGAGGAUCAGAGUGGCGCAGAUCCCCUGUGACUCCAAGUAUAGAGCUCCUGUUGGCUGCCUCCAGUACUAUACAGAAACUAAUGACCUCGUCACCAGCUUCAACUUCGAUCCGAUUUUAGUAAACAGCGAUGAAACAAGACAACUUGCUAAUAUGGAUUACGGCGUGUGUAUUCGUCGUGCUGACGGUUAUUGCGGCAUUACCUGGAAAGUUGGGACUGCUGCGGGCGGGGAUACCAAAUACGCCUUCACCGUCACUGAAAAUACUGACGUGGUUGACGAUACAGUUAUAGGAACGAGCCACGCCUCCUCGAAGGGUGACCAGUGCACUACUGACUACGUGGUGAUUCCUGGUGGUUUGUUCCAGAAUGAGGAGACAGACAACUCAAAACAACAUGCAGAUCGAUACUGUGGGCUCGGCUUCCCUUACUCCGUCACCACUGCGCAGCCCUUCGUCCUCCACGUGAAAACAGACGGGGAUGAGGAAAUGGAUAAGGGUAACCUCGGCUUCAGUCUUCAUUAUCAGCAACAAACAUUCUGCUAGACCCGCCGCCGCCACCUGCACAGCCUGUCAGGUGACUUGACGUAUCCUGACGCGACCUGACGUGACUUGGUGACUGGCAGGAUGGUCACGUGACACAUCACUUCCAGAGUCGUCUAUGACCUGUACACACUUUAAUUUAUUCACGCUGAUCCUUUCCCGUCCGUGUCACGUGACUGGAAUGCGGCGACGUGGUGGGAUUGGCCAUUUUGUUAUAUAUGUGUUGUUACGUUGUUGUUUAUAAAUUCAAUAAAAUGUUGUCAUAUU